Molecule: messenger RNA, 992 nt
Organism: Trichoderma atroviride IMI 206040
Lineage: Eukaryota; Fungi; Ascomycota; Sordariomycetes; Hypocreales; Hypocreaceae
Source: RefSeq, a predicted model, not a curated record
GUCAUCAGGGUAUUGAUUAUAUAUGAAUCUGGAUCUAUCUUAUAGUGAACAGCUAGAUGAAAUAUAAUAUGGAUCUGUUUGUUUAUUUCCCCGAUUCCCUGUUUGUUAUUUGCAGCGUUUGCAAGUUUGCAUGUGUGGCCAAUGAAGUAACAGCCCAUUUACAGCAACAGCAUAUCCCGGCAACAGCAACAGAGGUUAGACGAAUUAGCGAUGUGGUGAAAGCAAUCCCGGGCAUCAUUAACACACAGGAAGAGUUACGCCAGUGGUCAGUGCCGCCACCAACAACACCACCAAUCCCCAUCAUUCCACCGCCAGAACCGGAUGGAUUAGAAUGCGAUAAAUGCCCGUAUGUGGCCCGAACACCAAAGACCAUAGGAGCAUAUUAUCGGAACAAGCAUAAGUGGGUCAACGCUCGGGGGCCGGGCCGGUGCGCCAAGAAGUUAGGGGCCGAGGAGGAGCGGGCCGUACCGUGGAGAACAGGCGUUCAAUGCCAGAGAUUUUUCCCAUCGCGUGUGGCAAGUAGUUGGUUCGAGGUUGGCCGGGGAUUGCCGCCGUCCGUCAAGCCAGAUCAGCAUACCGACGGAGUCGACAAGGAAGCCGAGUUUUUGAACCGAAUCCACCGCGAAGAUGAAGAGGCGUUUGUGAAAGAGUCCAGAGCAGCCAUCAAAACGGCGGACGACAAAUGGGAAGCCGAUCGGUGGUUAAAUCGCGUUGGGUGGGCGGCCCAUUUGAAGGACGUUGACAGGGACGAUUUGCAAAAGGCAGUACGUCCGAUUGAGGAGCAUGAGGUCGAAUUACAGAAGAUGUGGGCCGUUUUUGAUCAGGUAUUAGACACCGCAUAUGCCGUGGCCGUCAAUCGCAGCCCGGGCACGGCCGAGUUAUACGAAGUUGAGCGAAAGGAAAUAUUAUACCCCAGGGUCUCGACUCGUCAAUUACCAGAUAUGAGUUACAUCUUAUCUACCAACUACGUGACUACGCAACAUGCUCAAUAA